This is a messenger RNA of Mangifera indica (mango), 1843 nucleotides long. RefSeq names its product GDT1-like protein 1, chloroplastic. Gene Ontology annotation, biological process: Golgi calcium ion transport; calcium ion transmembrane transport; Golgi calcium ion homeostasis. Gene Ontology annotation, cellular component: Golgi apparatus; chloroplast thylakoid membrane. Lineage: Eukaryota; Viridiplantae; Streptophyta; Magnoliopsida; Sapindales; Anacardiaceae. Bases 126 to 1418 code for a protein of 430 amino acids. Gene Ontology annotation, molecular function: manganese ion transmembrane transporter activity; calcium ion transmembrane transporter activity. The transcript is spliced from 12 exons. The record is from RefSeq and is a predicted model, not a curated record.
GAUAAAGGCAGAAAAAGUAUUGGCGCUAUACACAGAGAGCUUAUCUUUCUAUCUUCUAUGUAUUGACUGUUAGAGAAAGAAACAAACAGAACCGAAGGUCCGGAGUACGUGGGAGUGUGAAAGCCAUGCGAAGCUCAACGCUCUCAUGGAGCGUUUUGAAGGCGCACUAUUUGCCUUCAUCUCCUAAACCUUCAAAAUCUCGUAAUGCCCAUUUCUUUUCUUUCAACCUUUUCUUCAAGAAGCACUCUUCAAAGUUCUGUCUUCGCAACCCAAGUCUUAUUUUUUCCAGAGACUCCGGGCAAUGGUGUGAAAACAGAAGUGAGGAGUGGCUUGGGCAUUCUCUGCCGAAAGUGUUAGAAAAUCAGGAUGUCCUUGAAGUUAGGUACACUGAUUGCAAGACUUGUAGUGCGACAGGAAAGUCAAUACCCAACCUGGAUCUUUCUUAUUUUUUAGAUUAUUUGCACACAAAGAAUAGCUCGAGAAGGGAGUAUCACAUAGCUACAGAUAUCAUAUCUUCUUGUUCAUCAUUUGGUAGUAUCAUGAAGUUCAUGAUGCUGUUUGGAUCGCUAACGCUUCAAGGAUCUCAACCGGCAAUUGCUGGUACAGACUUUAGCAGUGGGUUGCAGUCAAUUCCUUAUAUUGGAGACCUUGGUGAUAUUUUCACAGGUUUUGCUUCAGCAUUCUUGCUCAUCUUCUUUUCAGAACUGGGAGAUAAGACCUUUUUCAUUGCAGCACUUUUAGCUGCUAGGAAUUCUGCUGCAACUGUUUUCAUUGGAACUUUUGGUGCACUUGCGGCAAUGACUAUCAUAUCUGUCAUUCUUGGAAGAACUUUUCACUAUGUUGAUGAAAUCCUCCCCUUCAGGUUUGGUGAGACUGAUCUGCCCAUUGAUGACAUUGCUGCAGUUUUCCUUUUGGUCUAUUUUGGGGUUUCAACAUUGCUUGAUGCCAGCUCAAGUGAUGGUCUAAAAGCAGAAGAUGAACAAAAGAAGGCAGAGCUAGCUGUGUCAGAAUUUUCAGGAAACGGUGCUGGAAUUUUAGCUGCCGCAAACACCAUUAUUAGCACUUUCCUCCUUGUUUUUGUUGCUGAAUGGGGUGAUAAAUCAUUUUUUUCCACCAUUGCACUCGCUGCAGCCUCUUCGCCUCUUGGAGUCAUUGGGGGAGCAUUGGCUGGUCAUGGUGUUGCAACUUUGCUUGCUGUGCUAGGAGGUUCUUUACUAGGGACAUUCUUAUCCGAGAAGUUGAAAUCGGACGUAACAAGGCCUAUGAGUGCCAUCCAGAAUCAAGUGAAAAAAAGACAUCUACUUUUUUUCGUGGAAGAUAUAUCUGUAUGCAGUGUAACGACAGUUCACUUGGAAGCUAUAAGGAAUCCUGUCAGUAGAUUUGUUCCAUGGUAUCAUUGGUCAAGUCCAAGCAUGUAAAAGUUGGGCAACAUCAUGGCAUUUGUACCUUAAAAAGGUUGGCUGGUUGGACCAACAUGUUCAAGCAACCACAAAAAUUCUAUCCCCAACACACUUCCCUGGUUGAAAUAUCUCAUCGGUGGGCCUCCUCUCUGUGUUGCUUGAACAUGUUCUUGCCAUCCAGUCCAUCCAUUUUGACUCACUCACCAUACCCAUCUUCCACAUUGUCUACUUCAAAGACAUAAAUUUGUGCUUGUUUUGAUUCUUUUGCAGGCAAUUGCCUAUGUCGGAGGCGCUCUUUUUCUGGUCUUCGCAGCUGUUACAUUGGUGGAGAUAGUCAAUUAGAAAGCUUGUUGUAUAAUAAUUUUCAUAUGCAUAGUUGUUGAAAGACUCAAAACUCUAUUAGUUUUGAAAACCUAAUUUUUUAUGUUGUUUAUUAUGGAUCA